AUGGAAAAUCAAGACACUAGAACUUUCGAAGAUUUAUUAUAUACCGAUAAUUAUAUGGAAGAUGAUGACAUUUACGCAUACACAUGCUCAAUUCCAAUAUUUGAAGAAAGUGAAGGUGAAAGUGACAAGGAGUAUGAAGAGCAAGAAUAUAGAACAGACGAGCUGAGAGUCAAUGAGGAAUUCGCCAUUGACGAUGUGCAAGAAACAGAGAUAGAGGUUCCAAAAGAAGAAUUAUCACCGUGCAUUAUUGUCACUAAUAACGAUGGAAGUAUACGGCGUUGUGGAAGACGUAAUUCUGAGAAUCAGAGAAGGUUUUGGAAUCUUGCCGGCGUCUGGGAAGUGGAUAAACGUGCCGUCGAAGAAAUGGAGAAUGAGCCAGAAAAAUUGGGAAUUUGCUACAAACAUUAUAUGUUUGACCGAAAUUAUCUACAUGUGCGUGAUUCCGAACACAAAAAGAGCCAUACAAGUUCCAUUAUUCGAAAGCGUCGCUGCAUGUUUUGCAAUAAAAAUUUUGGUGUGUUCAGUCGUGGGAGUGGCUGUGAAGAGCACUGCUGGUCUUUUCUGAACAAAACGAUCCAAACACCAUGUAUAGGACAACAUAAAUGUCCGGCAAUAGGAAAAACGGGGUUUCCGCCGCUUGUUAAGAAAGCAGCUGAUGUUGAACAAGCACGUUACAUUUGUUGCGCAUGUUAUGAAUCUCUUGGCGGACAUUUACAUCAACAAAUGGGUAGAGGCAACAAAGAGAAAAAAGUUAUCUGUACUAGUCCAGCAAUGAAAAAACAUGACAAUGAUACAGACGAAUCAAUGAGACUUUUAACAAAUUGGAUGUCAUAUGUAACUAAGAAAAAUGACAUUAAUUUAAAAAAGAGAGACAAUCUUGAAAAGCCAUAA
Messenger RNA from Paraglomus brasilianum, 891 nucleotides. NCBI's taxonomy places the organism in Eukaryota, Fungi, Glomeromycota, Glomeromycetes, Paraglomerales, Paraglomeraceae. The record is from the annotation of a GenBank genome assembly.